GUAACGCUGGUAAGCACCUGCUAAUUUAUUUUUAAGGUGCCUCUAGCCGUCCUGCCACCACCACCCUCACUAGCCACUACUGCUCUGUAAAUAAUCUUUGUCAAGGCUUAAUUCUAGAGAUAGUAGGGUAGAAGAUACUAUGUUGCCUGGAGAAGAAUCUUCACCAUGGAAAUAGAGCACCUUGAACUGGAAACUACAGACAAAUGGAUAACAAUAAGUCAGCCUUGGUUUUGGGAAUCUGGAAAAGCUGAAACAAUCAUAGAUUCCACCAAGUUUAAUGGGGGAAACCCCAAAACAAAAAUCGUGACAUAAGGUAAGGAAUAAUGCAAGGUAAGGAACAAAGCUUGUACUGUUUCAGAAAAAGGGAAGUAGAAAGUUUCAGAUAUGAACAUCACCAACACAGAGGUAAGUGUUUUAUUGUUAAGGAAAGCAGCCAUUUGGUUUAUAUCCCAGAGAAUAAGAGGCAACACCAUCACAAUAUGCUUUAUCAGCAGGAAAUUACUUGGCUUGAAAUACAUGGUUUUCAAUCCGUUUAAGAAAGCAACAAACUCAUAACAAAAAGUCCGAUGAUACACAUCGUUGUACUGUUUCAGGAAGGAGGAAGUGUAUAGGAUUACAGGUGGUCACCACCAACAUGGCGACUGAAAGGUAAUUUUUCCAGUUUACAAGGAACUGCAAUUUAUCUGUUCUGUCAAGAGAAAAAGAGAUAUGUAAGAAUUCUCCUGACAGAAUGACAGCAAAAAACCAGAACCUUAAUUUCCAGCCCCCACCUUUGGUGCAGCCUACAGUGGUUAGCCAUGUAUAUUCAUUUGGGAAUGGUAUCAGUUCUGACAGUGAUGCGUUGGAAGAAGAAACAGAGGUGUAUGAACUGCGACCAAGGGGAAGGGAGAAAAUCCGAAGAAGUACAUCAAGAGAGAGGAUGGAUGAUACUGUAUUUAUAACUAAGGAUAUACAGGAAGGAGACACCUUAAAUGCAAUUUCUCUUCAGUAUUGUUGUUCAGUAGCAGAUAUCAAAAGAGUGAAUAAUCUUAUCACAGAUCAAGACUUCUUUGCCCUGAGAUCUAUUAAAAUUCCAGUGAAGAAGUUUAGCCUGUUGACUGAGUCACAAUGCUUUCCAAAAAGCAGACAGAUUUCAAGAUCUGCAUCUACUGUGUACUCUGAAGAAUAUCCAGAUCCAUCAUUACCUCCUGAAUCAUUCUCCACUGAGACAGUUGGUAACUUCUUGAAAGAAGUGGACCGUGAUAUAGAACAAAUAGUUAAGUGUAAUGCUACAAAAAGAGAAAAUCUGAAUGAAGUUGUUUCUGCCUUGUCAACCCAACAGUUAAGCUUUGAACCAGAUGGCAAAUCCAUCAAACGGAAAGAUCCUUAUUAUGGAGCGGAUUGGGGAAUAGGAUGGUGGACCGCAGUAGUGAUAAUGGUAGUGGUAGGCAUAGUAACACCUGUGUUUUAUCUUUUAUACUAUGAGAUUUUAGUUAAGGUGGAUGUCAGUCACCAUUCUACAGUGGAAUAUUCACAGACUACGACGACAUCUCAACCAAAGCAAUUAGAAAAUGGAAUACAUCCACCAGUUUCAUGAAACCUCAAGCUUUUGCUUUACAUUCUAAAGUCUUGGGCAUCUAUUCAACCUAUUCUACAAAGGGAAAAUAAUGACUGAUCCUGUGUGGAGUUUUCCACACAGAAAAGUAGCUUUCUUUGUGGUAAUGUUUAAUAAGAUGAUAUUCUUAUCUUGCUGAGAGUAUGGUAGAAGUAACCUUCUAACAAGGGUUGUUGCCAAGUUCAAUGUGAGAGCAUUGAUAAAUUUUAAAUAUCAACAGCAGUCAAGCCACCUUUUUGAAAUCAAUAGGUCUGAAACAAGUUUUAAAUGAAAGUACCUUGAGCUGCACAAAGUAGCAUACAUGCAGACUAAUGAUGUGCUAGUUUUCUGCUGUUCAAAGGAUGGGUAUGGUUAUCAGCAAUUCUCCCCUCUGCAGCUGUCCAUGUCCCUGAGGGGUGGGGAAUUCUCAGGAACAUCAUUUUGGGAGACAGUGGGCUGCGGAGGGGAGGGGAAUCACCAAAAUCUUCUGCCUUCACAGGAUGGAAAAUGCUAGCCUGUCAAAAUAGUAUUAAUCUGUGGAUGUUGGUCCGUGUAGACUUUGAAAAAUCUUUCAUCAUAGGUGCUGAAAAAUGAAUCCUUUAGCUGGGAAGUAUUGUCGGUAUGCAAGCUUCCUUUAUUAAAAGCACAAAUUAUUCUUUUCAGUCAUAAGAAGAUCAUGAGUGCAGGGAUUAAAAGAGCUCUGCUUGUCAGAUUUGCUGAACAAGUGUAGUGUUCUUUUGCUGAUCAGUGCUGUAUACAUUGACCAUGAUUUUGGGAUACUGUGAAAGCUGUGACUUUAUAGGGUCACACAUUGGUGACCCUUUAUAGGGUCACCACACAUUGCACACCAACAAGUGUAUCAUUGUUUCAACACUACUUUUUAAAAAGAAGCUACCAUGGAAGGAAAAAUUAUUUAGAGCAGGAAAGGUGGGUUUAACCCUUCUAAAUCUUUUUUCUCCCACUGCCAUUAGUGUUGCGGGAGCAUGUGUUUGUGAGGAUAGCUGUGUGGCACAACUUGUAACAGAGGAUGAGUGAAAGAGGGGGGUGGGGUUCCUCCACUGCUUUUCUUUAAAAUGAUGCUGGGUCUUACUUGUGUGUAACAUGUAGUUCACCCCAUAACUAAUCAAAAUUCAAGUUUGGGGUUUUGAUGUUUCCUUCUACAAAAAAUGCCCUGUUUUGGGGUAGGUGUAACUUAAGAAAUUGAUUAUAAUUAACUUGAAAAUAUUGUGAAAUACAGAUAAUUGGGAACUACUCAAGGCAAUAUCCCAGUUGUGGCCUUUCUCAAUUUGUUUCAUAAGUGAGAGACUAUAAUUGAGUCACUGGUACAGUAUUGGCAUUUAAACAACUCAUCCCUCUACCACUGGUAUGUUACUGAGCUGAAAAGAAGCUGGAUUAAAUUUUUAAUCAUGUAAGUGAUACUUCUAUUAAGAGAAACAGGAAUAAAUCUUGUUUUUAAAAGAU
Molecule: messenger RNA, 3034 nt
Organism: Hemicordylus capensis (graceful crag lizard)
Lineage: Eukaryota; Metazoa; Chordata; Lepidosauria; Squamata; Cordylidae
Gene: LYSMD3
Product: LysM domain containing 3
Exons: 4
Coding region: 731-1576 (281 amino acids)
Biological process (GO): Golgi organization
Cellular component (GO): Golgi apparatus
Source: RefSeq, a predicted model, not a curated record